Spathaspora passalidarum NRRL Y-27907 is the source of this 2672-nucleotide messenger RNA. It is a transcript of the gene LSP1, whose product is annotated as lipid-binding protein. The coding region runs from base 28 to 960 and encodes 310 amino acids. Gene Ontology annotation, cellular component: eisosome filament; plasma membrane. Gene Ontology annotation, biological process: endocytosis; negative regulation of protein kinase activity; eisosome assembly. The transcript has a single exon. The record is from RefSeq and is a predicted model, not a curated record. Gene Ontology annotation, molecular function: lipid binding. Lineage: Eukaryota; Fungi; Ascomycota; Pichiomycetes; Serinales; Debaryomycetaceae.
AUUAAAUCAUCAAUUGUUAUUCCGACAAUGCAUAGAACCUACUCCUUAAGAUCUCAAAGAGCUCCUACUGCUGCUCAAUUGCAAUCUCCACCACCACCACCUUCUUCUACCAAGUCGAAGUUCUUCGGUAAGGGUUCAAUCACUCAUUCUUUCCGUAAGCAAGCGGCUGGUGCCCUUGGUCCUGAAUUGGCCAGAAAGUUGGCCAUUUUAAUUAAAAUGGAAAAGAACUUGAUGAGACUGAUUGAAAUCACUUCUCGUGAACGUAAGGAUGUUGCUAAGCAAUUAUCCCUUUGGGGUGAAACCAAUGAUGACGAUAUUUCUGAUAUCACUGACAAGUUAGGUGUUUUAAUCUACGAAGUUGGGGAAUUGGAAGAUCAAUUCAUUGAUAGAUACGACCAAUACAGAAUUACUUUAAAGAGUAUUCGUGAUAUUGAAGGUAGUGUCCAACCAAGUAGAGAAAGAAAGCAAAAGAUCACUGAUCAAAUAGCUUACUUGAAAUAUAAGGACCCUCAAUCUCCAAAGAUUAACGUCUUGGAACAAGAAUUGGUUAGAGCUGAAGCUGAAUCCUUAGUUGCUGAAGCCCAAUUGAGUAAUAUUACUCGUGAAAAAUUGAAGACUGCAUUCAACUACCAAUUCGACUCUAUUAGAGAACAUUCUGAAAAGAUUGCCUUGAUUGCUGGUUACGGUAAGGCUCUUUUGGAAUUAUUGGAUGAAUCUCCAGUUACUCCAGGUGAAACCAGACCUGCAUAUGAUGGAUACGAAGCAUCUAAGCAAAUCAUCAUUGAUGCUGAAAAUGCUUUAGCUUCUUGGACCUUUGACUCUGCUGUUGUUCGUCCAACUCUUUCCUUGGCUGCUAACGAAGAAGAAGAAGGUUACGAAGAUGAAGAUUUGGCUAACGAGGCUGAAAACUUGAGAGUCACUGAAGAAGAAUGGAAGGAAGCUGAAGGUCAAAUUGCUUAAACAAAAUGAAAACGUUAUUAAUGAGAAGAGGAGAGCGUUUUAAAAAGUCAUCUUGAUAGCCUUUUUUCGUAUUUUUGUAAUUGUUUAAUUAGUUAUAUCAAUUUGAUAAUAUGUUUUUGGAUUAGUUUGCUCAUUUUUAUAGCGAUCUGUUUGAAUAUAUUGAUAUCAAGUGAGUGUAAGUAUUGAUCAAAUGGAAGAUAUUAUUCUCUAGGUAGAUUCUCUCUUAUGGUAUACCCAAUGUUUGAAAUUAUUGCAAAGAUAAUAAUCUGGAAAAAGAAACUUGAAUAUUUGGUAGCAUUGACAAUUAAAUGAGGUUGGCCAAAUUCGAUCCGAUAAAAGAAAAUCGUUGUAUAUAUAUCUAAUUCGGAAACUACAGGAAAAUAGAGGGAUUAUAUCGGAAAUCUUACAUAUAUUAAUAAGUGAAAUCUAGUCCUUCCGUGAAAUUACGGUUUAUAGCUCUAAUUAUUUUCCGCAUUUAAAGUAUGGGGUUUGAUACCAGCCACAUAAUUAUUCCGAAAAACUAUAAAUCCCGAUUUUGAAAUUGUUAUUAGUCUAAAUUUAUAUCUAAGUAAUAAAUGUAUGUAUGUUUGUUUGUGUGUUUGCUCUAUGUUCUAAACCUCAACCUCUGGUUGCUUUUAGUUGUAUUCCAUAUCUUUUAGUAGCUUACGAUUUUUACUCAGAACUUAAAGCUUCUAUAGUGCCAAUAAAUUAUUAAACUACCAUCUAUUUCAUUCUAAUGUAUUCCAUCUUAUAACUAUGCAUAAUCUUGCCAAGUAAAGAUGUUAAAGCUUGAAAGAUAUUCCGGUGCUGUCAAUUUGUCAGGGGUUCCAACUUCGGGCUUUGCACAGAAAAAAAUUGCUUUUUGAAUUUGGUUGCGAAUUUUUAUUUUCCGCAAUGUAUCAAUUCCCGUUGCAAGCAAUACAGAUGACACAUAGAUGAAGAAGAUUAACAGUCGCUUUCAAACUCCAUUAUAAAUACCUCUGGAAUCCCGAGAUUUUCAAAAUGUCUUGAUUUAUUUAUUACAUACCAUCAAUAACAUAAUACAAUAAUAUAUACAAUGCUUAGAAUUAAACCCGUUCAAACAUUCUCACGUUCGUUCUCCACAACACCAACCAGACAUAUUGCAACUACCAUUAAUAAUGGAAUCAAAGGUUUCAAGCCAUUCACACUGGCCAGUCAGGUGAUUACCAAUUAUAAAAGAGGGGUGGUUAGUUUUGUUACUUGGACAGUUGCAUUUUAUGCAGUUAUGUUUUGGCCAGUUUUUCCUCGAGUAAUACUGGAUUUCAUAAAUGAUGUUCCUCCAAAUUUAACAGGGAUCAACUCACCUGAUAGAUCCCUUGAAUUAUAAGCAUUUUAAUAUUUAUUUGGCAUCUAGACUUGAGUUAUAGAUUAGAGUUAUUUUUAGAAAGCGAGAGUGCUUCUGUUACGGUAUAUAGAAUAAAAUCAAACGAUACUUGAAACAAAUAAUGUAGUCCUUUCAGAUCUCGUCUAUUUUAAAUCCGCAUUUACUACAGCGGCUAUCGUUAAAGAAAAGGGGUUUAACUAAACUCAACGGUGCUAACUUGGCCAAUACGAAUCUACAACAAACGCCGUGCUUUAUCGUACAUAAGGAAAGACCCGAGUCAUCUUGUUGGCCUAAUUUAAAAUUAACGUUAUUUGAUUGUUUGCAAACUGGCAACGGUAGACGAACUGCAGCCAAACUUCUUUAUAAU